CGCCUACGAAAUUUUCUCGCAAACCCAAGGCGAAAUAAGUAAUUCGUGACUUCUGCAGCGAGAAACGGAGAGAAAUAGGGAAAGCGGUUUUGAAGAGAGACAAAACAGCGUGAGAGGGAGACACAUGGAGGACAUGUGACACAGAAUGUGUAUGGCGGAUCGCAACAGCUUUCUCUCUGGUAUAAACCCUAGCAUCACCUCUUCUGUUUCAUAGUGACGAAGAAUUACGAUCACGGUCUCACCGACUUCUGUAGUUAUUCAGAGAUGGCUGAGGUGACCAAAGUACUGUAUAUAGUGGUUGUAGACGAGCCAGAAAAAAGACAGAAAGGGAAGGGGUCGUUUCCAUAUACGCGUCCCGUUUUGCAGAGCACUCUGCAACUCAUUGGAUGCAAGGCGCGACACGCUUUCAAAAUUAGCCAAAGAGUUUUUGAAAUGCUGAAAAGUGAAUAUACAAGUGACACUGUACAGCAAGAAAUAACAGAUUUAUCAGGAAGAAUCAACUCUUCAACAGAAAAUUCUAAGAUUCAAGAUGGAGGCUCCACUGUUAGCACCUUGGAUAAAGUAGAUGUGGGCAACCGUUUGGUUUCUUUGAAAGAUGAUAGAAAGAAAAGCAUACCAUUUGAACUGUACAAAAGACGAACCACAAUAUUUGUUAGAAGAGAAGUUUUCUUAGAUGUUGUUUGUGACACACUGGCAGCGUACAAGUACGUUGGACCCAAUCAGAGGGCUGAUUUGGCUUUGGCAUGCAGAAUCCGCGAGAAAAAGGAAUCUGUUACUGUGCUGUUGUGUGGCACUAGUGGCUGUGGCAAGUCUACUUUAUCUGCAUUGCUGGGUAGCAGGUUGGGAAUUACUACGGUGAUAUCAACAGACUCUAUUCGGCACAUGAUGAGGAGUUUUGUUGAUGAGAAACAAAAUCCUCUUCUCUGGGCUUCAACCUACCAUGCAGGUGAGUACUUGGAUCCUGUGGCAGUUGCAGAAGCAAAAGCCAAAAGGAAAGCCAAAAAAAUGGCAGGCAUUGCACACUCACUGGCCAAGGACGAGGUAUCUGCAGCUUCCAAAGCUGGGAAACCUGAUACCCAAUUAUUUGAGGGGACCGCUAGUGGCACUGAGAUGAUCACUCCAAAACAAAUGGCUGUUGAAGGAUAUAAAGCACAAAGUGAGAUGGUGAUUGACAGCCUUGAUCGGUUGAUUACUGCAUGGGAAGAGAGAAAAGAAUCAGUGGUUGUUGAGGGUGUUCACUUAAGCCUUAAUUUUGUGAUGGGGCUUAUGAAGAAGCAUCCUUCAAUCAUACCAUUCAUGAUAUACAUUACAAAUGAAGAAAAGCACUUGGAACGAUUUGCCGUGCGUGCAAAAUACAUGACAUUGGAUCCAGCAAAAAAUAAGUAUGUAAAAUACAUUCGAAACAUUAGAACAAUCCAAGAAUACCUCUGCAACCGUGCUGACAAACACCUGGUCCCGAAAAUUAACAACACAAAUGUUGACAAGAGUGUGGCUGCCAUCCAUGCAACAGUCUUCAGCUGCCUUCGCAGGCGCGAGACAGGGGAGCAGCUUUAUGAUUUGACCACAAACACAGUUGCUGUGGUUGAUGAGGAGUACAGGAAUCAGUGUGCUGCCAAUUCGUUAAGCUCCAAGGGAAUGUUCCAACUUAUCCAGAGAAAAGGUUCUUCUAGGCAUUUGAUGGCUCUUCUAAAUACUGAUGGGUCAGUGGCAAAAGCAUGGCCUGUUGACUCAGUUGAUAGAAAUGGUAAGUUUGAACUGCGAACAGGAACUGAGAAUGGAGUAGGGAAUCCAAUGUACGGACCAUUGCAGAUUGGUAGUGCCGAGCCUGUCAAUCUUCAGUUCGGUCACUUUGGAAUCAGUGCUUGGCCCAGUGAUGGUGGGACAAGUCAUGCUGGAAGUGUUGAUGAGUCAAGGGCUGAUGGGACUGAUACUGGUAGUAGAUAUUACUCGUCUGCUUGCAGCUCGCCGAGGAUGUCUGAUGGACCUGCUAAGGAGCUCAAGGAAGAACUAUCAGUGCAUGGCAGUGAUGAAGAGAUCGACGAUCCACCUGAGGCAGACAGUGACGAUGAUCUCAGCGAUGACCAUGACAGACAUGUUCAUGAAGAGGUAGGCUCAGUUGAUGAGGAGUCUACAAAAUCAGAUGAAGAGUAUGAUGAUUUGGCAAUGCAAUACAUCCAGGAAAAUGGUUACUGGUCAGAUGACGAGUCGAGAGAUAGAGUAGUACCAAUUUUGAGGAAUCAAUCCACCCAGAAGAAAGAAGAUAAGUAUUGCCAAAAUCUGGAACUCUUCCUUACAACUCGUAGCGAGGCAUCUGAGCCAUUGUGCUCUUAUUCUUCUUUGCUUCUGGAGAAUAGAGUGAGAAGAGUGCCUCCUUUUGGCAAUGUAAAAAUGAGAAAACGCUCCCUCAGUAUCCCAGCAUUGGGAAAGCACGGGUCGGUUAUCAAUGGCCCUAUCCUUUCUGGAGCCCCUGGGAGGUAGCUGAACAAUUUUGGCCCGACUAAUGCUUUCCUGUUUUUUUUGUGUGGUUUUUGGUCGCGGUAAUGAGGCAGAUUAUCUUAAUCCUUUUUGUGUAAAGCAAGGCUAAACAUGCUGCAUCUCUGUGAAUGCUUCUUUAUUAUACUCUUGUUUUUAGCCGGGAAUAUAGAAAAAAGAGAGUUGCUCUU
Messenger RNA from Tripterygium wilfordii, 2663 nucleotides. Its product is annotated as P-loop NTPase domain-containing protein LPA1 homolog 2-like. NCBI's taxonomy places the organism in Eukaryota, Viridiplantae, Streptophyta, Magnoliopsida, Celastrales, Celastraceae. The record is from RefSeq and is a predicted model, not a curated record. The coding region runs from base 265 to 2478 and encodes 737 amino acids. The transcript is spliced from 8 exons.